This is a messenger RNA of Myotis brandtii (Brandt's bat), 1126 nucleotides long. It is a transcript of the gene ING1, whose product is annotated as inhibitor of growth family, member 1. The record is from RefSeq and is a predicted model, not a curated record. Bases 34 to 873 code for a protein of 279 amino acids. Lineage: Eukaryota; Metazoa; Chordata; Mammalia; Chiroptera; Vespertilionidae. Gene Ontology annotation, biological process: positive regulation of DNA-templated transcription. Gene Ontology annotation, cellular component: nucleus. The transcript is spliced from 2 exons.
GCCGCGCCGAGUCGCCGGGGAUCUCGGUGAACCAUGUUGAGCCCUGCCAACGGGGAGCAGAUCCACCUGGUGAACUAUGUGGAGGACUACCUGGACUCCAUCGAGUCUCUGCCUUUCGACCUGCAGAGAAACGUAUCGCUGAUGCGGGAGAUCGACGCGAAAUACCAAGAAAUCCUGAAGGAGCUAGAUGAGUAUUACGAGAAGUUUAAGCGGGAGACGGACAGCAACCAGAAGAGGAGAGCGUUGCACUGCAUUCAGAGAGCCCUGAUCCGCAGCCAGGAGCUGGGCGACGAGAAGAUCCAGAUUGUGAGUCAGAUGGUGGAGCUGGUGGAGAACAGCACCAGGCAGGUGGACAGUCACGUGGGACUCCUUGAGGCACACCUAGAGGUCAACGACACCACUGGCCACAGUGGCAACGCCGGCCAGGACAAGUCCAAGAACGAGACAAUCACACAGGCAGAAAAGCCCAACAACAAGAGGUCUCGGAGACAGCGCAACAAUGAAAAUCGGGAGAAUGCAGCCAAUAAUCACGACCAUGAUGACAUCACCUCAGGAACGCCUAAGGAGAAGAAAGCAAAGGCCUCCAAGAAGAAGAAACGCUCCAAGGCCAAAGCAGAGAGGGAAGCAUCCCCUGCAGACCUUCCCAUCGACCCGAACGAGCCCACGUACUGUCUGUGCAAUCAGGUCUCCUAUGGAGAAAUGAUCGGCUGUGACAAUGACGAGUGCCCCAUCGAGUGGUUCCACUUCUCCUGUGUAGGACUGAAUCAUAAACCAAAGGGCAAGUGGUACUGUCCCAAGUGUCGAGGGGAGAACGAGAAAACAAUGGACAAAGCCCUGGAGAAAUCCAAAAAGGAGAGGGCUUAUAACAGGUAGUUGGUGGACCUUGCUGAGCAGGGAGGAGAACUAAGCCAGUGUAUUUAUUACAUUGCCACCUUUGGUGAGGCGCAAAGACUGUACAAUGUAUAUUUUUAAAGAAUGUUAGAAAAGGAGCCAUUCCUUUUGUAGGGAUGGCAGUGAUUCUCUGCCUUUUGUUUUCGUUGGUACACGUGUAACGAAAGUGGUCUGUGGAUCAACAUUUUAGAAACUUAAAAAUAUAGGUUUGAAUUAAACACUCAAGUGAGUCUCA